Molecule: messenger RNA, 2217 nt
Organism: Budorcas taxicolor (takin)
Lineage: Eukaryota; Metazoa; Chordata; Mammalia; Artiodactyla; Bovidae
Product: UDP-glucuronosyltransferase 2A2
Exons: 7
Coding region: 1-2217 (738 amino acids)
Molecular function (GO): UDP-glycosyltransferase activity
Source: RefSeq, a predicted model, not a curated record
AUGUUGAACAAGAUCAGUCUACUGUUGUCUCUUCAGAUAAGUCUCCUAGGAACCACUUUUGGUGGGAAUGUUCUGAUUUGGCCAAUGGAAGGUAGUCAUUGGCUAAAUGUUAAGAUAAUUAUAGAUGAGCUGAUUAAAAAAGGGCAUAAUGUGACUGUCCUAGUUGCUUCUGGUGCACUUUUCAUCACACCGACCUCUAACCCAUCUCUGAUAUUUGAAAUAUAUGAGGUACCCUUUGGCAAAGAAAGAAUAGAAGGAGUGAUCAAGGACUUUGUUUUGACCUGGAUGGAUCACAGACCAUCUCCUUUAACCAUUUGGAGAUUCUAUCAAGAGAUGGCCAAAGUCAUCAAGGACUUCCACAUGGUGGCCAGAGAAAUCUGUGACGGUGUUCUCAAAAAUGAAAAGCUAAUGGAAAAGCUGAAGAAAAGCAAAUUUGAGGUCUUGGUAUCAGAUCCAGUCUUUCCUUGUGGUGAUAUAAUAGCUUUAAAAUUGGGACUACCAUUUAUCUACUCCUUGAGGUUUUCUCCAGCCUCAACAGUGGAAAAACACUGUGGGAAGGUACCGUACCCUCCUUCCUAUGUUCCUGCUAUUUUAUCAGAACUCACUGACCAGAUGUCUUUCACUGACAGAAUAAGAAAUUUCAUUUCAUACCAUCUACAGGACUACAUGUUUAAUACUCUGUGGAAAUCGUGGGAUUCCUACUAUAGUAAAGCUUUGGAUGGUAGCCAUUGGUUAAAUAUUAAAAUAAUUUUAGAAGAGUUGAAUCAAAGAAAUCACAAUGUGACUGUACUGGCUUCAUCAGCAACUCUAUUCAUCAACUCCAAUUCUGACUCUCCUGUGAAUUUUGAGGUGAUACCUGUUUCCUACAAGAAGAGCAAUAUAGAUUCCUUAAUUGAACAUAUGAUAAUGUUGUGGAUAGAUCACAGACCGACUCCUCUCACACUCUGGACUUUCUACAAAGAACUAGGAAAACUCCUAGAUACUUUCUUCCGAAUUAAUAUACAAAUCUGUGAUGGAGUAUUAAACAACCCCAAGUUAAUGGCAAGACUUUGGAAAAGUCGUUUCGAUGUGUUGCUGGCCGACCCAGUAACAAUCUGUGGAGAUCUGGUUGCUCUGAAAUUAGGAAUUCCAUUUAUGUACACCCUGAGGUUCUCCCCAGCUUCAACAGUGGAGAGACAUUGCGGAAAAAUUCCAGCACCUGUGUCCUACGUACCUGCAGCCCUUUCCGAGCUCACGGACCAGAUGACCUUUGGUGAAAGGCUUAAAAACACCAUAUCUUAUCCCCUGCAAGAUUAUAUAUUUCAAUCCUACUGGGGUGAGUGGAAUUCAUACUACAGCAAAGUCCUAGGAAGACCCACUACGCUAUGUGAGACCAUGGGAAAAGCAGAGAUUUGGCUCAUCAGGACAUACUGGGAUUUUGAAUUUCCUCGUCCAUACUUACCAAAUUUUGAGUUUGUAGGAGGAUUGCAUUGUAAACCGGCCAAACCAUUACCUAAGGAAAUGGAAGAAUUUGUCCAAAGUUCAGGUGAAGAUGGUAUUGUGGUAUUUUCUCUGGGGUCAAUGGUCAAAAAUCUCACAGAAGAAAAAGCCAAUCGCAUUGCCUCAGCACUUGCCCAGAUUCCACAAAAGGUUUUAUGGAGAUACAAAGGAAAGAAACCUGCCACGUUAGGAGCCAAUACUCGGCUCUAUGAUUGGAUACCACAGAAUGAUCUUCUUGGUCAUCCCAAAGCAAAAGCGUUUAUCACUCAUGGUGGAACCAAUGGGAUCUAUGAAGCUAUCUAUCAUGGGGUGCCUAUGGUGGGAGUCCCAAUGUUUGCUGAUCAGCCUGACAACAUUGCUCACAUGAAGGCCAAAGGAGCGGCUGUGGAAGUGAAUAUAAACACAAUGACAAGUGCAGAUUUGCUCAAUGCCUUGAGAACAGUCAUUAACGAGCCUUCUUAUAAAGAGAAUGCUAUGAGGUUAAAAAUGAUUCACCAUGAUCAGCCUGUAAAGCCCCUGGACCGAGCAGUCUUCUGGAUUGAAUUUGUCAUGCGCCACAAAGGAGCAAAGCACCUGAGGCCAGCCGCCCACAACCUCACCUGGUACCAGUACCAUUCUCUGGAUGUGAUCAGUUUCCUGCUAGCCUGUGUGGCAACAGCUGUAUUCUUGGUCACAAAAUGUUGUCUGUUUUCUUGUCGAAAAUUUGGUAAAACAGGAAAGAAGAGAAAAAGAGAAUAG